Molecule: messenger RNA, 1122 nt
Organism: Puntigrus tetrazona (Sumatra barb)
Lineage: Eukaryota; Metazoa; Chordata; Actinopteri; Cypriniformes; Cyprinidae
Gene: utp11
Product: UTP11 small subunit processome component
Exons: 8
Coding region: 141-902 (253 amino acids)
Biological process (GO): rRNA processing
Cellular component (GO): nucleolus; small-subunit processome
Source: RefSeq, a predicted model, not a curated record
ACUGCCGUGCUCCAUCGUAUCCACGUGAGUUCAGUACCACAUUUGCGAGGUUGUGUGGUGUACGUACGAAUUCCAGUCUAGGUUUCUUCUCUUUCAAACAAUCGCAGUUGGGUUUGUUUUCAGACAAAGUAGUUACAGCCAUGUCUUCUUUUCGAAAAGCCUUGAAGUCUAAACAACGAGACCACAAAGAGCGAUCGCAGCUCGGUUUCAGGAAACAUUUGGGACUGUUAGAGAAAAAGAAGGACUACAAACUUCGUGCAGAUGACUACCACCGGAAACAGAAGACCCUUAUGGCCUUGCGCAAGAAGGCCAUGGAUAAGAACCCUGAUGAAUUUCACUUUAAAAUGAUACACAGUCAAUUAAAGGAUGGAGUUCACGUGAUCAAACCAAAAGAUGACGCGAUGACAGAGGAGCAGAAGAAAGUGAUGAGGACCCAGGACAUCAGAUAUGUGGAAAUGAAGCGAGUGUCGGAGAUGAAGAAAAUCGAAAGAAUGAAAUCAGAGCUCCACCUUCUUGAUGUUGAUGAGAAAAAUAAAAAUAAACAUGUUUUUUAUGUUGACUCAAAAAGAGAAGUGGAGGACUUUGACCUGGCCACACACCUCAACACAGUACCUGAAUUGGUGGGACGAGCAUAUAACAGACCUACAAUAGAAACCCUGGAAAAGAAAAGCAUUAUGGGAGCAGUGGAUCCUCACAGUAUAAAAAAACUUGCGAAGCAGAGAGAACUUCAGUAUUUAAGGCUUUCACAGCGUAUUGACAGAGAGAAGAACAUGUUUGUCAUUAGUCAAAAAAUUCAGACUAGAAAAGAUCUACAACAAGAUAAGGGUAAGAAAGUCAAAGUCCGUGAGGAGAGCAAAAGUGUUCCAGCCGUCUAUAGAUUUGAGGCCAAGAGAAAAAGAUGACAUCUUUGAAUCAGCACACAAAAGAGAAACUCACUCUUGUGGCCGCCAAUCAGCAGUUUAAUCUGUGAAGUGGACUGAUUCUAAGGAUUUGGCUUUCACUUCUAUCACAUAGUCUGUGAGGCCAUUCUGGGAAUCAUACACAUUAUAAGGCAAGGAGUUUGUACAUAUUUAUUGCAAAGUCAUUUGUUGCUUUAAAAUAAAGGUUUUGGAUUUUUCUUUA